AUGUCUCAACCAACCGUCAUUCUCAUUACAGGUGCGAAUUCAGGAGUGGGCUACGCAACCGCCCAAACCCUAGCUGCACACCCAAAUCACCAUGUGAUCAUGACCUGUCGUGACCUCCAGAAAGGCGAAAAAGCCCUCACGGAACUCCAAAGCAAAGGUCUCAAGGGAACUCUAUCCCUGAUCCAGCUGAACGUGGAAGACGACACUUCCAUAUCGAAAGCGGUCGACACCGUAAACGAACAAUUCAAUCGACUUGACGUCCUAGUCAACAACGCCGGCUCUGCCGCACCGAACAGCAGCGGCCGCGCCAAGCUGAACGUGAUCUUCUCGACCAACGUAAUUGGCGCAUCUAUGGUCGCAGAGGCCUUCACUCCCCUCCUCCUGAAAUCAGAAAGACCUUAUCUGAUCCAGAUAUCCAGUGGUCUGGGCUCUCUGAGUCUGGCAAAUGAUCCCACAUGUGCACAUUAUACUGUGCCUCAUGAUGACUACCGCACGAGCAAGGCGGCGUUGAACAUGAUGACUGUCCAGCUGCAUAAGAAGUUGCAGGGUCGUGGCGUGCGGGUUUUUGCCUUCUGUCCUGGUCUUGUGAGAUCGAAUCUGAGGGGAGAGGAUGAGGCUUCUGUUAGUGCGUAUGGAGCUGCUGGGGAUCCAUUGGAGGCUGGUAGAGGGAUUUUGGGGAUUGUGCUUGGGGAGAGGGAUGGGGAUGCUGGUGGGUUUAUCAACAAGGAUGGUCGGUUGCCUUGGUAG
Messenger RNA from Penicillium coprophilum, 747 nucleotides. Its product is annotated as putative short chain dehydrogenase/reductase. The transcript has 2 exons. NCBI's taxonomy places the organism in Eukaryota, Fungi, Ascomycota, Eurotiomycetes, Eurotiales, Aspergillaceae. The record is from RefSeq and is a predicted model, not a curated record. The coding region runs from base 1 to 747 and encodes 248 amino acids.